This is a messenger RNA of Triticum aestivum (bread wheat), 954 nucleotides long. RefSeq names its product FCS-Like Zinc finger 5. The record is from RefSeq and is a predicted model, not a curated record. The transcript has 2 exons. The coding region runs from base 42 to 686 and encodes 214 amino acids. NCBI's taxonomy places the organism in Eukaryota, Viridiplantae, Streptophyta, Magnoliopsida, Poales, Poaceae.
ACGGCCCAGAUCUGCGGCGCCCGGCCCCUGCUCCUCUUUUUAUGCCCCUGCCCCGCUGCUCCUCCCCCAAAACCCCUCUCGCCACCAUCCAGUCUCUCUCCAAAUCUCGGGACAGAAAGGCCGCCGUACCGAAUCAGAGAUUGACAGCGGCGGGGCGGGAGCCCGCGAGCCAGCGAGCGCGGCGCGAAUCCGGCCCCGGCGAGAUGCUCGGCAAGCGGCAGCGGAGCAUGCUGAUGCGCCGGACGACCAGCCUGGCGUCCAUGCCGUCGGUGCCCAAGCAGGUGCGCCAGGGCAGCGGCGGCGGCGGCGGCGACGACGACGACAAGGACAGGCAGGCGCGCGCGCGGCCGUCCUCCUCCGUAUCGGCCGGCGCGGUGGGGACGGGCGGCGGCGCCGGCGGUGGCUACCCCUCUCCCGGGCGGGACGCCUUCGCCGGGCUGAUGAUCACCGCGGCGUUCCUGUCCGCCUGCGGCUUCUGCGCCAAGCCCCUCGGCCCCGGCGAGGACACCUACAUCUACAGGGGCGAGGUGGCAUUCUGCAGCCAGGAGUGCAGGGAGCAUCAGAUCGCGAAGGACGAGCUCAUGGAACAGAACUGCACCAUCACAUCCAUCCGGGAGGCCCCGUCGGACCAGUCUGGCAGCGGCGGCGGCUCCGGCGGCGCCGGGGACGCCGUCGCCACCGCAUAGUCGGGCGGCCAUUAGCUUAUUACAUAUACUAGCUAGUGAUGUGCCACAUAUAUUUGGCACAUGUCCACCAUGUUUAAACCGCCCGUCCUUGUAUACAGAUCGAACUGGGUAGCGAGGAGUUGUUGUUGUUGGCGAUGCGCCAGCGGUGGCCGGUGACUGAGGAUGCCAUGUGACACAUGGAACAUGGCGGUUUCCUCUCCUGCCCCAGUGGAGAACCGAACCUGGACUGCAAUGCAACAUCAAAUUGCGUACUAUCUUUUCGUAGUAA